Molecule: messenger RNA, 919 nt
Organism: Gossypium raimondii (Peruvian cotton)
Lineage: Eukaryota; Viridiplantae; Streptophyta; Magnoliopsida; Malvales; Malvaceae
Exons: 2
Coding region: 330-836 (168 amino acids)
Source: RefSeq, a predicted model, not a curated record
GGAGUUUUUAUCUGGGUAUCGUCUAAUGAUUGAACAACAUGUCGAGGAAGGUUUAUCUAGAUGUCGUAUCGGAGACCAUAAAUUGCGACUAUUAUACCCUCGUCUACCCACAUUCAUUCUCACCUGUGGGGCAUUAACGUAUCAAUUAUCAAUUUUCAGACUGUCGAGUGGUAUAACGGGGAUCGAGUACUCCGACAGUUUGGUUGCAUCUAGUAUAUCCUGGAUCUACCAAUGCAAUUGGGGAAGAUUCACGGGAUUAACAAGAGAGAAAAACAUGGAAAUAAUUGGGGGUUGUGCACCAGAAAUAUAUUGCAGUGUGGGAUAAUCGAAUGGCGCGAAGAUCUCAUAUGGAUAUUUCUUCUGAUUUGCAACCAUUGUUAGAGUACAUACAAUGGUACUCUAGUGCGGGAAAACCGUAUUUACUUGGUGGACAGUUGACUGUAGUCCCUCCGUACAUGCAUCGACUUGGGGCAUACGAGCCAGUGCCUGAUAUAGAGGCCGAGCCAGAGCCAGAGCCCGAGCUUGAGCUCAAGCCAAAGCCAGAUCCCGAGCGGUCAUAUACAAAUUUCGCUGAUGGUUCUUAUCAUCCGGAGUUGCAGGUCAAUAACUAUUUCCCGGGCUCGUCAGGACAUGGAUAUCAUUCUAGGUUUGAUAUAUUUAGUCCAGUCCCACCACAGUACAAUACUUCUCUCGGCCCGUAUCCACUACAUUACUUCACUCCUCUUGGGUCGUAUCCACCACAGUACAACACUCUUCCCCAUAUCCACCGUAUUACUCUACUCCUUCUAGGUCGUAUCCACCAUAGAACAACACUCCUCCCGACUCAAGUUCAUUGAUGGCGUUCGGGGCAUAUGAUUUUUCUUCCAUGUUUUGCACACCCCCCACCUACGACUGAAGAGGAUUUUGGUCGCCGCGAUCA